This is a messenger RNA of Phyllotreta striolata, 981 nucleotides long. Lineage: Eukaryota; Metazoa; Arthropoda; Insecta; Coleoptera; Chrysomelidae. The record is from the annotation of a GenBank genome assembly.
AUGAUGAGCCUCCAAAACUUCGUCUUGCUACUCGUCGCGGGUCUGGCGUUGACUUCCGCCCACCCGGGAAGCGACGCCAAGGCUGAGGCGAACGAGAAGACGUCGGCGUCGGCGUCGAAGAAACAAGACAAGCGCGGCCUGCUGGACUUGGGCUACGGGGGACACGAUCUCCUCGGCCACGGCGGUCUUGAACUCGGAGGACACGGUUUCGACUUGGGAGGACACGGAUCGGACUUCGGAGGUCUGGGAGGUCACGGUUUCGGUUUAGGAGGGCACGGAUUGGGCCUGCACGACGAGGGACACGUCAAACACGUCACCAUCACCAAGGAAGUUAAAGUACCGGUACCGGCUCCGUACCCGGUGCACAUCGAAAGGAAGGUUCCCGUGCCCGUGCCUGUGAAAGUCCCGGUGCCAGUCGACCGCCCCUACCCGGUGCAUGUUCCUAAACCGUACCCUGUUCACGUAGAGAAGCCUGUACCGUACCCGGUCAUCAAGAAGGUGCCGUACCCGGUGAAAGUACCCUACAAGGUGGCGGUGCCGGUGCCUCAUCCCGUCCAUGUGCCGCAUCCUGUGCCUUACCCCGUCCACAAGCCAGUGCCAUAUCCAGUGAAAGUACCAGUUAUCGUGGAGAAGAAAGUACCUGUUCUUAUUCAUUCGCAUGACGACCAUCACGGAGGUUUUGGAGGUCUGGAUGGAGGUUAUGGAGGUCUGCAUGGUUUAGGAGGUGGGCUAGACCUGCACGAUCAUCAUCAUUUUUAAUAACCCGUUACUAAUUGAAUGACUGUUAAUACUUUCUCAUUUUAUCAGUAUUUUGUUGCACUGUUGUUUUGCUCUAUUUUUUUUUUCUUUUACCUUUAUAAGAUAAAUUUAUUUAUACACUUUUUCUAUCUGAAUAAAAGAAACAAGUUGUAAUUUUUUAUCGUUUUUUUUACCUAAUGUUUGAAAAAAAAGCAUUUUUCUGAAGAUGCGGGAGUAAAUAUA